This is a messenger RNA of Pseudomassariella vexata, 3432 nucleotides long. RefSeq lists its product as uncharacterized. NCBI's taxonomy places the organism in Eukaryota, Fungi, Ascomycota, Sordariomycetes, Amphisphaeriales, Pseudomassariaceae. Gene Ontology annotation, molecular function: monoatomic ion channel activity. Gene Ontology annotation, cellular component: membrane. Bases 1 to 3432 code for a protein of 1143 amino acids. The transcript has 4 exons. The record is from RefSeq and is a predicted model, not a curated record. Gene Ontology annotation, biological process: monoatomic ion transport; transmembrane transport.
AUGUUUGAGUCGAACCCCAACACGCCCUCACCCGGUCCGACCAAUCGCCAAUACCUUGAGUCUCGCCAUGCGACGGCCGACUUCACCGAGGCCGAUGACGACGACGACGAAGAUGAGUCCAACGAAGAAGCGGACGAAGCGGACGAAGCUGGCGAGCUGCCCAGGCUGACGACGCGGUACCGGCAAGAUAGCGGUGGCAUGCAAGACAGCAGGCGGAGGAGCUCGACAUCUAUGCUCUCUCUCUUCGCCGCAAGCUAUCUGGACUCACUGCCCGUCUACAACACCGUUCACGCUAUACGAAUCAUCGUCCAAACACGUACCGAAACGUCGCUGUCAUGGGAGCAGCUGCGGUCGCCUCAAGUCUCCCAAUUUCUCAUCAAGCCCAUGCAGCAACAGAUCAGGACCCAACACUUCACGAGGGCUACCUUGUACGCACUCAUGGCCAACUGUCUACAGUUCGCCAAAGAAGCCCAAUUAUACCCCGGCAAUGCAGGUACGAGUUCUACUCGCGCCAAGGCCUGCGAGCUCCUUGCUCUGAAGCUGUUGAAGGAGUACAACACCAGAGAACUCAUAGACGCUCUGUCGUACGACUUCUAUCCCCUGCAAGGUCUGCCAGAAACCCCAAACACGCCGAGUCCCCGAAGCAGACAAUCUGCGGCGCGGUCUUCCACGCUUGAGGUGGCCAUUCGCGCCUCGGCCAAAUACUUUCUAUCACACCCUCUUGUUGUGCAGCAACUGGAAGCUAUCUGGAAUGGUGCUAUCAGCUUCUACUCUUCGGCCGAUCAACUACAUCGAGCCCCUCAGACACCUCCUAGUGCCAAACAGACGCCAAGACGGAGAUCGGUAGAUGCAAGAACGCCUCUCCUCGGCUACCAGCCUGGAAAAGAGAACCAGGGCCGUCUUCCACUUCAUGAGGUGCCCGUUAGACGAACUGUGACCUUGUACAACCCCCGCCACGCCUCUCCCCUCAAGCUGUCUCGGCUUCGUGUUCCCCGGUAUAGACAGUUCCUGUCGACUUGUUCACUGUUCAUCUUGAUAUGUCUAUUUCUUGCCGUUCUGGUGGAACGGUCGAGUCGCAUCACCUCCUUGGAACUGAUAUUCUGGUUCUGGAGUGCUGGUUUCAUGCUUGACGAGGUCGUUGGCUUCAAUGAACAGGGAUUUUCUCUGUACAUCAUGAGCUUUUGGAACAUCUUCGAUCUAGGGAUUCUUCUCUUGCUCAUCGUGUAUUACUGCAUGAGGGUCUAUGGGGUAUUCCUUGUAGAUCCACACCAUUGGAAUGACAUGGCGUACGACGUUCUGGCAUCCAAUGCAAUUCUACUCUUACCUCGUAUUUUCAGCGUCCUGGACCACUAUCAGUACUUCUCGCAGCUCCUCAUCGCUUUUCGGCUCAUGGCCGUCGAUCUCGCUGCCGUUUUCGUCCUUGUGCUCAUCAGCUGUUCUGGGUUUUUCGUCUUCUUUACCCUGUCCAAGAAUAGCAAUGAUGCUCCCGAUGUAGCAUACAAGAUAUUUCAAAUCCUGAUGGGCUUUACGCCAGCGGCCUGGGAUGUUUGGCCCGAAUACAACUUCUUGGGCAAACUUCUGCUCGUAUUCUUCCUCAUCAUGUGUCAUUUCGUCGUUGUCACCAUUCUAAUUACAGUCUUGACAAAUUCUUUCAUGGCCAUUGCUUCAAAUGCUACGCAAGAACAUCAAUUUCUAUUCGCCAUAAAUACCAUUUCAAUGGUCAAAAAUGACGCACUGUUCUCCUACAUUGCACCCGGCAAUAUCUUCGCCUGGAUGUUGAUGCCUUUACGAUAUUGCAUGCCAAUCCGCCAGUUCGUGAGAUUGAACCGCACCGUCAUCAAACUCACUCAUUGGCCGCUUCUCUUCUGCAUAUACUUUUACGAAAAGUACUUCCUAGCGUCAGCUCUUUACGAACCUACUGAUCUUGUGGAAAACCAUGGACGUGGACAAGGACGUACUCUGUCAUUGGCCGACCCUGCGAGCCGGACUGCGAUAUUCAGCCCCAACAUUCGAGUCCGCGAGGAGUCGGUCACUGGUCUGCAGAAGGACCGCGCAUUGGAAGAAGUAUUCAGGCGGCCUCCCGAUUCCGGCACUCUGCGACAUCAACGAAGGCAGGAAAGACGGAAGACCCAGACGGCCAUCCGGCACUGGAUGGAUCAGAAUGAUGACGUUGGAGAACCACAGUCCUCGAAUUGGCCGUCACUAGAUCGGCCAAUUGACUGGCACCGUCGUUCGAGCGUUGGCCGAGAACUACCGCGAAGAUACAGGACAGUGUCAGAUGUGAGAUCCGCCGCAAGCGAUCCUGCCGAUCUAAUUUCCAACAAUGGAUUUCCGAGGCGACACUUCAUCCACUCUACAGGAGUCAUGGACGAGGAACACACAGAUUACAAAGACCAAACGGAUGCAGAUGGUGAUGACGAGCUUGUAACCAACGAUGAGGAUGAAGACGAUGAACAUGCCACAGAAAGCCGCGCAACCGCGAAGUCGGUACCGCAAGAAGAGGACUACUUCACCACACCAAUGGCAACUCGAUUCGGUACUCUAGCCCCGUCAUCACUCAACUCAAGACACUCUUCUCAACAUCAGCACACAGCCAACGCCUCGCCGCGCACUGGAACUUCUCGACAAGGAGGUAUGCAUAGCCGCACCAUGUCCACAACCACGAUCCUCUACGCGCCUCAGGGGAGUGGCCGAGGAACAAACACUCCACCAUCGGUGUCGGAGCACACUUCAGGCAACCGUUCACGACCGAAGAGUAGCCGCCAAACCCCUGUAGAAACGCCGGCAACAGGUGCAGGUCACCGCUCUCCGCGGAGGACCAUCCACAUAGCGCCACCACCCACGCGGCCACGCCCGAUUCCGUCCAAGACUGCACCGACUCGUGCAGCUCUUUUGGGGACCGCCGGUGCGCGUCUUCGUCGGCUACCCUCACUAGACGUCGAUAUUAACUCGGACAUAGGACUAGACCACGACGCUAACAACGAGCUUGGUGCUGUCCCGGCGUCCUUCGCGACACAGAUGGCCAUGGCAACGGGUCAACUUAAAGGUCUUGGGCGUGGAAGUCAAGAGCGCGACAACGCUGAACGCAUGAGCCGUCUCGUCUUGGCAAGAAUGAAGACCCUGGAAGAGAGCUUCGCUGAAGUGGCGAAAGAGAUGCGCGGCAUGCGUAGUCAGGUGUCCACGUCUCAUAACUCGGAGAAUGGCAGUUGGAACGGUGUCAUGGAGGUGGGCGUAGCAGGGAAGGACCGAAAGCGCGUGCCAGUGAAGAAGGCGCAGGGCGGCGGAAGCCGACCGAGCAGCACGAGAGAAGAUAAAGUUGGAUUGUCGGGCGUGAAGCCGAAAAACAAGGGGAAGGGCAAGGAGGUUGCCAAGUCGGAAAGCGGUAAAGAACAGGAGACAAAGCGUAUCAGACGAAGAGGGAGUUCUUUCUGA